CAAAUAACAUGAGGCCAUGAAAGUGAAAAAUAAUUUAAAAAAUCAUACAACAUUCAGUAAAAAUCAUGUCAAAACAAACAUUCUCUUUGUAAAAAAAUGCCUGAUGACAAACUAUAAUUUUUACCAUUAUUGGUUCUUUUCUUUGUGGAAUUUAUACUCUUUUGCUAUUUUUAGUACCAAACAUUACUUUUUAUGAAUUUGGAAUUAGUUUUUUGUGAUACCGCCGAAUUUUAAUUUUUGCCACUAGCAGUUUUAACAACAGUGGCGUAGCUACGAGUACUGGAACGCUGGACGGACUUAUGCACCGUGGGUUCUCGUAGUACCAGCACCCUGACAGCAACCUCUUUUCUGUCUCAUUCUCCACAGCUAGCUAUGAGUCGGUCAGCAGGUCUACGAUCAUAUUUAUAUGGAACAAUUCAAAUUUGGAUCCUGCAUCCCAAUUGCCGUAUUUGUGAAGAACGUCACGGUAUUGAACCGUAUAAGUACGUUCGGCCAUAUCGGCAAAAUGGCGAAAGAGUACAACCCGAAGUAUGAUCCAAACACCGAAGCAUUUCAAAUGCGAGCGCAAUGGAAAAAGGUGGACAUAUGUCGAAAACUGUGGUUCGAAAGAUGGAGCUGGCUGCUGGAGGAGCGCAGAAAAACUUUAGAAGAAUCUGAUGCGAUUCGUGGUGAGUAUGCGAGCGUUCUGCCACAAGCCGUGAAGCGAUUGGAGACAACUAGAUCCUUGAAGCCGGUGCCGGUGACCAGUACGGGUACCAUAGGUUGGCUGUCCUCAAGGCCCGAUUGCCAGCUAGAAAUCUACACGUCCUGGCUCACGAAGAUACCGAUACGACUGCCCGAUGCGUGGGAAAACAUGGAAUAUGUGGGCACAAAAUAGCAUAUCUGGAAACUUAAUAUCGCAAAUAAGAACUAAUUUUACCUGUGGCGUAAAAUUAAGUAAUUAAAUCCCAAGUGAGGUCAACUCGUGACUGCAGGAAGCAGACAUUUUUUGCAUAUAUUUUCGCGAAUUCUCUUGUACUCGGCUCAAGGUGAAUUGAUAAAUUGGUCUAAGUAAUAAAUAAACAUGUUAAUCAUAAUACUUA
Messenger RNA from Plodia interpunctella (Indianmeal moth), 1082 nucleotides. RefSeq lists its product as uncharacterized. Lineage: Eukaryota; Metazoa; Arthropoda; Insecta; Lepidoptera; Pyralidae. The coding region runs from base 407 to 877 and encodes 156 amino acids. The transcript has 5 exons. The record is from RefSeq and is a predicted model, not a curated record.